AUGAAGACCGCCGAGGACGCCAGAGGAGUACAUGGCGAGGGGCCGCGGAAGCUAGGCCUCUGCCUCCUCUGCGGCCUGCCCGCGGCAGGAAAAUCGACCUUCGCGCGGGCCCUAAGCCCCCGGUUACGGCAGGAGCGGGGCUGGGCCGUCGCCGUGGUCGCCUAUGAUGACGUCAUGCCGGACGCGUUCCUCGAGGAGGCGAGCGCGCGGCCGUUGCCAUCCCAAUGGAAGUUGCUUCGACAGGAACUGUUGAAGUACCUAGAAUACUUCUUGUUGGCUGUCAUUAACGGGUGUCAGAUGUCUACCCCACCCAACAGGACUGAAGCCAUGUGGGAGGAUUUUAUAACCUGCUUAAAGGAUCAAGAUCUGAUAUCUUCUGCUGCACCGGAGGCCCGGUCUUGCUAUCUCUUAACGAAGACUGCUGUUUCUAGACCUUUGUUUUUGAUUUUAGAUGACAACUUUUAUUAUCAAAGUAUGAGAUACGAAGUCUACCAACUGGCUCGGAAAUAUUCAUUAGGCUUUUGCCAGCUUUUUUUAGAUUGUUCUCUGGAGACCUGUUUACAGAGGAAUGGCCAGAGACCCCAGGCGCUGCCUGCCGAGACCAUCCACCUGAUGGGAAGAAAGCUGGAAAAGCCCAACCCCGAGAAAAAUGCUUGGGAACACAACAGCCUCACAAUUGAGAGUUCAGAAUGUUCUUCUGAAGCCAGCCUGAAGUUGACUGAUUUAUUGCUUACUGCUUUGGAAAAUCCAGUAAAAUACAUUGAGGACAAUGUGGAACAAAAGGAAGCAGACAGAAUCAUUUGUUCAACCAACCUUCUUCAUCAAGCCGAUCAGAUGCUCCGAAGGAUUGUCUCUCAGACGAUGAAGGAAGCAAAAGAGGAACGAGUGCUUCCUUUCAACUUGAAGCUUCUAGCAGAAGAACUCAACAAGCUCAAAGCAGAGUUUUUGGAAGACCUAAGACAAGGAAACAAAAAGUACCUGUGCUUUCCAGAAACCACCAAUGUAUCAGAUGCUAUUGCUUUUUUUCAUCAUGAGAAAGAUAAUAUUGUCCAGAAAUAUUUUUCAAAGCAUUAA
This is a messenger RNA of Puma concolor (puma), 1074 nucleotides long. It is a transcript of the gene PSTK, whose product is annotated as phosphoseryl-tRNA kinase. Gene Ontology annotation, molecular function: kinase activity; tRNA binding. Lineage: Eukaryota; Metazoa; Chordata; Mammalia; Carnivora; Felidae. The record is from RefSeq and is a predicted model, not a curated record.